GAACCGACGUUUCCACUUUCUUCUCGUCCAGCAUGGCCGCGCUGUAUGAGGGAUACACGUUGUGCGGACUCGUUCCAGCUCAAACUCUGCCCAAUUCAGGCAUUCAGGGGGUCGAAACAGAGAGAGACAGCGACCAUGUCAUCGUCACCGACUCAACGAGAUCUGUUACGUUAUACAAGGUUUCAGACCAGAAGCCGCUGAGCAGCUGGACGGUGAAACAGGGACAGACCCUGACCUGUUCAGCAGUCUACAGCUCACAGAGCAAGGAGUUUGUGGCAGUCUCGGACAGCAAGGUGAUCAGAAUUUGGAAGGAAGAAGACAUACUCUUAGAUAAGGCCUUCAAAGCAACUGUGUCAGCAGAUGUCUGGAGGGUCCACUGUGUACCAGAAGGGGAGCCUGUGGUCUUAUUCCAGAGAGGAGCUGUGAGACUCCUGGACUCUCUACUUUCUGCUCCCCAACAGCCCAUAGAGGAAGUCCUGGCUCAAGAAGAGGCCAUUAGGUGGAGCACCAACAUACUGGCAGAGUCGAAGCAGUUUGUCAUCUUCACAACUGAACAGAAAGGAGAUCAUUUCCUCUACCUGCAGAGACUGAAUCCAAACACCCUACAGAGGUACCGACUGGAGAGAGAGGAGCCUGGUCUUUCCCCGCUCAGCUUCUCUGCCUCCUACAGGGAUAACCACAUCCGCCUGCUUUACCUCUACCCUAACGGUCAUGUGUACCAGAGUGUAGUCUCUAUGCGGGGCCUGGGAGCUGAUGAAGGGGCCCAGGCUCUUCCGCUGCCUCGUAACCUGCUGCUGGGUCUUCCAGUCGGUGAGGGCCUGCUGGAGGCAGCAUCAGCCCUGGUCCUGGAUGAAGCCCAUGUAGCUGUUGUGGGGGUUCCACACCCCUCUGCCGGAGCGGGUAAAGACUUCCUUUGCAUCUGGAAUACCAAUUUCCAGACGCUUCAGGCAGGAAAAGAGAUGGCGGGUAAAAUCUAUGGACAGCUAUGGGGUUAUUCCAACAAGUUAUUCAUUCCACAUGGGAAAACCCUGUCUGUUAUUCCAUACGAGUGCCCCAAAUCUUCCCUGGCCGCUGCCCUGGGAAAACUAAAGCAGGCCAAAACUGAAGAGGCCAAAGCUCCAGCUUCUGUACCAUCUUGGAAUAAUAUUCUGCAUGGAGAGAAAGCUCAGCCCUCUAGGACAGUGGAAACCCGGAAGACGAGAACAACCCGUAAGACCCAAGCAGCAACUAGUUUAACAAUUGACCAAGUUCUGGAGGUCACUAAGAUGGCCCCAGUAGAAGAGGUCCAGAAAGAGGUGGAGGGGCUCCUCUCCAGGGCAGACAUCCAGGACCUGCAGGCCUCAUUGGGGCAGCUAGCAUCGACCCUUGUGUCCCGGAGCCUGGCCGAUCCAGCAUUCUACACCCCGAGCACCCUGGCACAGCUAGUGCACACUCAGUCCCUCUGCCACAGUGUGUGUCCUGACCUUGUGCUCCUGGCCCUGGAGAAGAAGGAUUACUUUCUCUGUCAGCUCUGCUUGCAGUUCUUCCCUGACAUCCCAGAAGCUGUAACCUGUGCCUGCCUUAAGGCCUUCAUCAGUAUGCCAGACGCAGAUGCAGAGAAAAUGAGCCUGGAGCCUGAGAGUGUCUCCUUCAUGGAAACCCUAAUUGUGAGGGAGCAUGGGCAGGUUGGCUUGCAGAAUGGUUUCAGCCCCACCUCCUUUGACGGGGAUCGGUCAGAUGCCCUCAGUGGAGGUGGUGCCGUCCUCAAGACCCGAGAAGAAGACAAGGAGAAGACCUCGACACCACCAGAACAGAUCUGUCCAGUGGGACUAUACAAGGCUGUUUUACUAAAUGAGGUCCUGAGGACGCCGUACAGCGACACUUUCCUCCUCCCACACCUAAAAGAUUUGUCCUCCCAACAAGUUGUUCUUUUCCUCCAGUACCUGCAGUUCCUUUACCUAAAAUACUCCCAAGAUGCUUCCACACAGAUGCAUGGAUUGAGAUCACCAAGUCUGACUCAGAUCAUGGAUUGGGUAUGCUUGCUGCUGGAUGCCCAUUUCACAGUGCUAGUGAUGACUCCAGAGGCCAAAGGCUUACUGCUAAACCUCCACUGCUUUGUUAAGUCUCAGGUGAGACUUGUUUCUGAGCUCGGGAAGAUUGAGGGCAGCCUCCAAGAACUCAAUAAGAUGAAGGUGAAGAAGGACGUCGGACAAUACUCCAUUGAAGUCAUUGAGCUGUUUUAGAACGUGUACAAUGUGUAUACUUUUAAUAAAUCAUUGAGCAUAUUGUCUCCUUCCAACGUUUCACCUUUAGUAGUUUCCAGGGUUGUAUUCUUGUUCCAAAUGGUGUUAUUAAGUGCUUUUAGGCACAGAUUCUAGCCAUCUGAACUCGAGAUGCAGGAGUUUUACUGUAUAAGAAAAUAAUUCUUGUAAUUUAGGCAUUGAAUAAGUUGCAGAUGCCUUUGAACCAUGUUUUAAACUUGUUACAGCUGAUGAAAUGUUGACCAGAUAAUAUGGUGUACAUGAUGAAUUAAGUCUGUUCAUAUUGCAAUGAAUUAAUAAUGGGUUUGCAUGCAAAAACGGCUGAUACCACGGUAUGGCAAAGGUUUGUAACAUUUAUAAUGGGACUUUGAACACUUGUGAGAGUGACUGGCUGUUUUUUUUUUUUUUCUGUGUCCUAACACAACUGAGUAUUUGUGAAUCUGUCAGCUGUGACUUUGUACUGGGUUUUCUACAGGAAAGCCUUUUAUUUUGAAUACAAAUAUAUAACAACGAGAACAUUUUUAAUCCA
Molecule: messenger RNA, 2769 nt
Organism: Dicentrarchus labrax (European seabass)
Lineage: Eukaryota; Metazoa; Chordata; Actinopteri; Moronidae
Gene: nol11
Product: nucleolar protein 11
Exons: 18
Coding region: 33-2222 (729 amino acids)
Biological process (GO): maturation of SSU-rRNA
Cellular component (GO): nucleus; nucleolus
Molecular function (GO): protein binding; RNA binding
Source: RefSeq, a predicted model, not a curated record